GACGUUACACAAAAUUCAAAAAGGCAGCACAUUUCCGCAUAAUGUCCAAAUUCAACGUUUCUUUAUAUAGUUCCCGGGACCAAUCUGAUAGUUAAUUUGACCAUUGGAAAAAGAGCUACUGCAAUACAAAUUGAAUUGAGUCUCUAAUCUUCGCUUUCAAGGUGAUGAGUACACUUUUCUUCCGAACACAAUACCACAAUAAAUGUGAGUCCAUAAUUAAUCGGGUUUUUUUUGCACCGCAAGUGGCAAUUGUGGCCUUACCACUGUCCAGAGCUGCAUUUGUUCACGAUGUACAACACUUUGUUAUCAGUGAGCGCUACUGAACUUCUGGUGAAUUUGCUUCAAGGGAGAAAGUGUUGAUCUAGACCGGGUUCAGUAUGACGCAACGUUUUGGAACGUUCAGAUAGAAAUACCGUAUGUAGAACAAACCUCUCUGACAUGUAGAAUAAGGAAUUACCCCACCCACAAUUUCUCACCGGAAAGCGUUGUUUUUUAUAUAUAUAUAUAUUAGGUAAAGGCUGAAGUUGGGGUUGAAAGUAAACGUUUAAACGCGUUUUGCCAGAGAGGACGAAGCUAAUAUUUGCACGCUAUUUAUAUAGGCUAUCGCAAUUGUAUUUUUCGUCCAUGUCAAAUGUAACGUUAUAGGCGGAACAGAAUAAUACCAACUUGUCGACUUUCAUUCCGGUCAAAAUGUCUAAACUACAGUUGCUGAACGUGUAUGUUACUGAACGACUAACAGCGGCUGUUGCAGAGAUAUCCGUGGCGGUCGACAGAACAGUAGUAGAGUUGUAUGAAGAAAUCUCCCGUUCUAAGGAGGAGAAUAACCGUCUGCGGAGGCUGUUGGAUUUGGUUUUCAACCCGGAGAUAAAGUUAUACAGAGCAGAUCCCCAGCAGCUCACUUUCCUCAAAUCUGAAGAGGAUGUUCCCACUGAGCAGCAGGACUGUGAGCAGGAGUGGCGAGUCAGGCUGAUUCAUGAGGGCCCAGAGCCCAGACUGAUUAAAGAGGAACUGCUUACCAGUCAGGAGGAAGAUGAGCUUCUAGAGCUCUUGGAUACCAACGACUCCAUAUUCACUUCUUCCUGUGUGGAAAGUGACUGUGAUCAGGAGAACCCAUCUCAGCCCUCACAUCUUCACCAAACCCAAACUGUGGAGGACAGAGAGAGGGACUCUCUACUCACCAACACAUCUAUAGAGAUCAAACUAGAACCUGAUGUAGAGGACUACAGAGUAUCAGAACCAGCCAGUGACUCUCAGCCCCUCUCCGCAGUAACUCUAGACUGUUCUGCAGCUCAGAGUGAAAACAGGAAAAGUGAUGAGGUGGAGAGUAGAGGACAACAAUCAGGAUUUAAGACACUCAAAUCAAAGAGAAAACAGACAAAGAAAGGAGAAAGGUUCCAUACCAGAACUGGAGGCAGGAGGGGUAAAUCCAAGAAGCGUUCAUUCCGUAUGUGUGGGGAGUGUGAGCCAUGCAGGAGGACUGAGGAAUGUGCUCAGUGUGAUUUCUGUAAAGACAUGAAGAAGUUUGGAGGAUCCAAUAAGAUCAGACAGAAGUGCAGACUCAGGCAGUGUGACGUCCACGCUCCGGAAAUGCUGCGUGUGAAGGUUGAGGAGAGCAGGCGGAUCCUGAGGAGAGGAGGACAUUCUUCUGACUACAGUGAGAAUGAGAUGGAAUGUGAUGAAGCUGCACGCCCGUCACUAUAAAAAUGCACUGAACCAACAUGCAUGGUUGUUGAUGACACUGAUGUUUAGAUGAACAGAAUGAAAUAGUCUCUAUAAUGCACAGCGCUUUAACUCAGACAGCUGUUUGUAGCUGCUGGAAAAGUGUUUUAAAGCCUAAACUUAACUCAGGAUGGAACUUUCCAGUGCUACUGUUUUUGUCAUGUCAUAUUUUUAUUAAAACAAAAUCAGACAACCACAUAGUAGAAUAGUAGAUCUAUUUAUCUAGUCUGCUUGUUGUGUGUUCUAUGUGAGAUAAAUAUUCCUCUCGAGGUGCAUUCAAGUUGUGAGAGCCAUAGGAGGGAAACCUGUUCUCUGACAAGCAGUCAAUGCACAGCAAUUCUUAAUGUUAUCUCGCAAAAACACGUUUAAAAGCAGUUUUGUCCCUUAAAAAAAAUGAGGGGGAACCCAGUUUUACAUUGCUACCACGUUUAUUUCUCUACUCCUUCAAUCGCGUGUGGCAUCGUUAAACAAAUGCAGAGUUUCAAGCUUUAGGUGCAACAGAGCUCUUAAAGGGGGAAGAAAGGAAGUUAAAUAAUUCUUUAAAUAGAAACCUUUUUUGUGUGAAUAAUUAUUUAUAUAUUUAUAAUAACAAUCGGGAUGUUUGGUUCAAUGGGGGUAAAUGUAGAUUAUAAAACCUUUCAUCAGUUGGCUAUAGGCGAUGAUGCUUAUUGCUAAUGGCUCAUCUGAUAAUAUAGACGGACCAUGCCUAGGCUUUAUGCAUAGUCCAAUAUCUGAAAAUAAUUUAAACAUUGUUUUUACCAAUAUGUUUUUGGGCCCAUUUCUGGAGGUGGAAAUUAUAUUUCAGGUGGUGACAUUUUGUCUUUGAUUUUAGAGUAGAAUGACUCAGCUUCUCAGUCCUUCAACAUACAAAUUAUCCCGGGGGAGGACCCCGGACCCCCUAAGCAAGGACACUGGAGUUGGUCAAACUCAUAGUUUAAUACAUGUACCAAAUGAUCCCUUUUCCCCUAAACGCAUGAUGGUCAUGACUUUCUUAGACAAAAGGGGAGAUUAUCUUGGGAUUUUUUUUUAUCUUUGGGAUUCUCUUUUUGUUUUAACCACUGAAAUUGUAAAGGUUUGUGUAAUUAACUUCCUGUCUCUCGUGUUGGGCGAGGAUUCUGGCGCUUCCUGGUCUGGAAGUCAGCGGUCAAACAGAUUGUUUGGAGAUGUGCGACACUGGGGAAUUAUCCCAGGGGAGGAUAGUUUCUAUGGUUUCAUUUCAUGUCCUUUGGACAAGGGUUCACACUGCUUAUUGAAAUGUGUACUUUUUAUGGGAAUUCGGAUGGUAUUGCCUGAAUGUCUUACCUGUGAUUUAUUGCCUUAUUGAAGCCAUGUAAUAAUUGAUUGGUUGAUCAGUUUCCUGUAAGGCUAUACGAAGCUCUCAUUUGACAGUGAGGAGAAAGGGUUAUGCCAGGAAAGAGAAUACUUUGAGGCGUGUGUGUGUAAUUUGAAUAUAUUUUUCAACGGUGUACAUGUAUCUUGUGAAUCCUGGAACUCUGGCACUUGUUAAAAAAAAUGCGCCUGCAUUUAGUGAGCACUCAUCCUCAUCACUGAUCCUAACCCUUUUCUGUGAGUCUUCACAAGGUUUUCACACACUGUUGCUGGUAUUUUGGCCCAUUCCUCCAUGCAGAUCUCCUCUAGAGCAGUGAUGUUUUGGGGCUGUUGCUGGGAAACAUGGACU
Oncorhynchus mykiss (rainbow trout) is the source of this 3397-nucleotide messenger RNA. RefSeq lists its product as uncharacterized. Gene Ontology annotation, molecular function: DNA binding; zinc ion binding. The record is from RefSeq and is a predicted model, not a curated record. Lineage: Eukaryota; Metazoa; Chordata; Actinopteri; Salmoniformes; Salmonidae.